AUGUCCGCUUUCUGCCUAGACCUGCAGACGUCUGCCGGGGUUUCAGCACCAUUAGAGCUGGACAGCGACUGCUUGGAGCCCCGGGCGAGCCCCGCCGCACACGAACCCGGCGGCUUUCAGGCUCAACCGCUGCGGCACGCCGGCUCCGGAGGCCUGGGCAUGGCCUUGGAGGAGGAACUGGCCAUGCUGUCUGGUGAGAGGGAUGACGAAGGGGGGCUGUCGGACCAAGAGAUGCCUGCGGUGGGACAUAACCCAGACUUGCUGUCGCUUUUCCGUCAAAAGGAAAAAGACUUGGUUUUAGCUGCUAAACUCGGCAAAGCUUUGCUGGAGAGAAACCAAGACUUGACCAAGCAAUAUGAGAAAAUGCACAAAGAUCUCAACGAGAAAUUAGAGCACUUGGAGCAGGAGAAGCAUGAGUUGCGUAGGCGUCUAGAAAGUCGAGAAGGGGAGUGGGAGGGCCGUGUGGCUGAGCUGGAGACGGACCUUCAACAUCUGCAAGGUGAGCUGGAGCGCCACCAGGUCCAGCUGAGAGACGCUGACAGAGACAAGACCAAGGCCAUCGGUGAACUUUCUGAACAGAAUCACAGACUGCUGGAGCAACUCAGAAGGGCUGCAGAGGUGGAGAAGCAGCUGUCCACUCAGGUCCAUUCAUUACGGGACGACUUCAGGGAGAAGAGUUUGUCUACAAGCCAGCACAUGACACGACUUGAGAGUCUGCAGGCUGAGCAAGGGCUAGAAAUUAAGAUGCUGUCUGAGAGGAAGAUGGAGCUAGAACAUCGGGUGCACACCAUGCUGGAGGAGAACGAACUGCUGCAGAAUACCGUGGACGAACUCAGAGAAAGGACGCUUGUGUUGGAAAGACAGUGCCACCAGAAAGACCUACAGUUACGGCAGAGCCAACUGGAACUCCAGGAGGUUCAGGUGUCUCACAGACAGCUGACAGCACAGCUAGAGGAGUUAACAGAGGAACACAGCCUCCACAGCCUCACCCCGCACCCAUCCAGCCUGCUGUGUGAGAUAGAGCAGAGUAUGGAGCAGGAGGAGCUGGAGCAGGAGAGAGAACAGAUGCGUCUCCAGCUUUGGGAGGCCUACUGUGAAGUUCGUUCGCUAUGCUCCCUUCUCCGGGGGAAUGACGUCACAGACUCGGCGCUGUCAACCGACUCUUCCAUGGACGAGUCCUCUGAGACGUCCUCAGCCAAGGAUGUGCCUACUGGAAGCCUCCACACUAGUCUCCUAGAGCUACGGAGGUUAACACAGAACCUGCUUGAUGGCAAUGAGUCCACGGGCUCAAGAAGAAGUGAUGAAGAGGCUCUGGAGGAGCAGGUGAGAAAGCUUGGAGAAGAGCUGAAGGAAGUCAGAGAGCUGUACGACGCUGAGCAGAACAAAGCACGCGGCAAUGAAGAGGAGAUCCUUCAGCUACACAAUCAGAUGGCACUGCUCUCUGUAGAAACAUGUUCACUCCGGGAAGAAAAUCUACGAAUAAAGACAAUGGCUGAAAUCAGAGAGCCAAGUGAGCAGCUCCAGAGUGCUAUCAGAGACAGAGAUGAUGCCAUAGCGAAGAAGAAAGCGGUGGAGAUGGAGCUGGCCAAGUGUAAAAUAGACAUCAUGUCUCUGAAUAGCCAGCUCCUGGACGCCAUCCAGCAGAAGCUCAACCUGUCACAGCAGCUGGAAGCUUGGCAGGAUGAUAUGCACAGAGUGAUUGACCAGCAGUUGAUGGACAAGUACCAAGACGAGUGGCGCUCUGCCCCUUCUUCGCUGUCAGGGUCGUCCAGGACCCACGGUCAGUCCUCCAGGCGAGCUCAUCGAACAUCGUACCAGGACAAGAGACUUUUCUCUUUUUUCAAAAAGAGCUGAGGCCCAUUGGACUGGCCUGAGCACAGCAGAGAGACAGAGGCAGACAAGGCGAAGGAGAAGGAGGGAGUAAAAUCACAACACACGGGUAACAGCCAAAGAUGGGCAGUGGCACACACUGAGGU
Messenger RNA from Cheilinus undulatus (humphead wrasse), 1976 nucleotides. It is a transcript of the gene bicdl1, whose product is annotated as BICD family like cargo adaptor 1. The transcript has 11 exons. The record is from RefSeq and is a predicted model, not a curated record. Bases 1 to 1854 code for a protein of 617 amino acids. Gene Ontology annotation, biological process: vesicle transport along microtubule; Golgi to secretory granule transport. NCBI's taxonomy places the organism in Eukaryota, Metazoa, Chordata, Actinopteri, Labriformes, Labridae.